AAACUUAUGUUUUCCGACGAAGAGUUGGCAGUUCCGGCCGGCGAGGUUAUGCAAAGCGAGAGGUUUGCGUUCCGGUAAAUAGUAAUAUUUCUGAAAGAAAUGCAGUCCAUUCUGUCCUCAAUGAGGGCACUGGCCCUGCGCCAGAGCACGGUGGAGCCCCUCCGCCUGCUGCACCUUUCCGCCGUGAGCGAGGCGGCCCGUAAAGGAACUCGGGAGAAGGCCCGCAAGAAGAAAGUCAAGGUGGAAGUGAAGAAGGUUGGAUUCAUCCCGCACAACCAGCGCAACAAGAAAAUAAACGUGAAACGGGCGGACAAACAUGUGGAUGACUCCUGGAAACAGGUGCCCAAAGAUGACUGCUAUGUGGGGCGCUACUACCGCUGGCCAGUGUACUCGGUGCAGGAAGCCAUCCAGUGCCAUCGGGAGACGCAUCAUCCCAGCAUGUACAACGUGCCCAAUGCUCCCCUCAAUUUGAAUAUUGAACUCAACAUGCAGGCGGAGAAGAUCACACGUUUUGUGGAUAACUUCCAGCGCAUGGCCAUGAUUCCGCACAAGUUUGACCACGGCGAGGAGCGGAAGAUCAUAGUUUUCACCAAGGGAAAUAAUGAAGUCCUGGAGGCCAGGGAAGCCGGCGCCUCGCUAGUCGGCGGCGUGGAGCUCAUUAAGGACAUUACCAGCGGCGAACUGCUGCUCUCCGACUACCAGUACGUCAUUGCCCAUCCGAAUAUACUGGCCGAGCUGGUGGCCCUGCGAGGCCUGAUGAAACGCAAGUUCCCAAAUCCCAAGAGCGAGACGCUGGGCACCAACCUGGCCGAGAUGAUCGUCAAGUUCUCCAGCGGCAUUAGCUACAGUGCAGUCAAGGAUGAGUACCAGCAAAAUUUUGGCCUGAUCACCGCCAGUGUGGGCACUUUGGAUAUGGAUGUCCAGAAGCUUGAGGAGAACAUCAGGUUCCUACUGCAGGAUGUCAACACUAUGAGGCCCAAGCGCGAGGGACGUUUCAUCACACGUGUCCUGCUGAAGAGCCCGCCCAGCAGUGAGCAGCUGAAAAUCGAUCCCUUUCUCUACGUUCCAGAGAUGUGGGACAAGAGCACGGCGAAGGUGAAAAGGGACGGGGCCAAAAAGCAGACAGAGCCGGCGGAACCCCAAGAAGCAGUUGCCUCCAAUUAGUUAAUACAGAAGCCUAUGUAUUUUUGUUGAUGGAUUGUUUGUGCAUACUUUAAACUUACAUCUCCUAGA
This is a messenger RNA of Drosophila simulans, 1233 nucleotides long. RefSeq names its product 50S ribosomal protein L1 (gene mRpL1). The transcript is spliced from 3 exons. Gene Ontology annotation, molecular function: RNA binding; structural constituent of ribosome. NCBI's taxonomy places the organism in Eukaryota, Metazoa, Arthropoda, Insecta, Diptera, Drosophilidae. The coding region runs from base 100 to 1164 and encodes 354 amino acids. Gene Ontology annotation, cellular component: large ribosomal subunit; mitochondrion. Gene Ontology annotation, biological process: translation. The record is from RefSeq and is a predicted model, not a curated record.